Molecule: messenger RNA, 2232 nt
Organism: Mercenaria mercenaria
Lineage: Eukaryota; Metazoa; Mollusca; Bivalvia; Venerida; Veneridae
Exons: 15
Coding region: 193-2217 (674 amino acids)
Source: RefSeq, a predicted model, not a curated record
ACUCAACUAAAUUUCUAAAGAAUGAAACAAUAUAUCCUGCGAAAAACUCGAGCUGUUAGAUUCGAAUGAAUCGCAAGGAAAAUAGAACGAUACAGACGAAUUUUGUUUACCAUAACACAGCUAUGAAUACUGCUAAUUAGAAACAGUCCUUCUAAGGUUCAACCAGUAAAAUGGCCCCUGAGAUUAUGAUCAAUGGGUAGAAGUUGCCGAGAGAGAAGAAAGUUAACUGGUGUGUCUGAAGAAAAAGAGCAAAAAAAGAUACGGGAUAAGAUUUUGAAAGUAUUCCAAGCUCGGUUGUCAUCUCCAGGUCAAGGUGGGGCAUUAUUUGUUGCUGAACCAAGAAAAACUGAUAAACAGAGGCAUACAAAGAAGAGCAGGAGUAAACACUGUGUGGUAUUAGAGAAUACAAGUACAGAUGAUUCUUCUUGUGGGAGUAUGAGUGGGAGGGGAAGAAAAAGGACAAAGUCAGAGUCUUUAUCUAGGAGGAAAUCCAGAAAGUCAACUAAAAAUAAAAAAGAGGUAGAAAAAGAUACAGCUGUUUCAAAGCAUCUGAGAGUUGCACAUGGAAUAACUGGUCAGCAGCAAGCAGGUAUGAAGAAUGAUGUAAGAAGUAAACCAAAGAUGUACUCUCACUCCAGGAUAACACAAAAAGUUGGGUUGAUCAGUACAGGGACUAAAGGCGCAGCAGUCAGUAGAGGUAUAGCAGUACCAGAACAUAUAUCAAAGCAGACAGAGGAAGAGAUAAGGAAGAUGAGUGAGGAAGCUGAAGCUGAUGUACAUAUGACUGGAGAUAUUGAUGCUGCUGAAAAGUUGGUGUUGAGUAGAGUUGGUAUGAGUAGUGCUGCAAAGAAGCCACAGACACCAGCUUCAGUAGAAAUGAGACCCCAGAUCUCUGCAAGUAACAGUUCAGAGUGUAUGAGAGGCAGACAGAGUCCAUAUGGUGUUGAUAAUGGAAACUUUCCUGAGGUGUUGCCUGUGAACAAAACAGUGGCUAGUUUGAUGUCGUCCCUCAAAUAUCAAACAAAGACACUCUACCCAGGAAGAGUCCCUUUACAAAGGCCAAUUAUACUUGCUAAAACAGAGAUUCUGUGGCCUGAUGAGAUUGGGAAUUGGACAAUGGAGGAUCUACAGUACCUUUCUGAGGCAUAUAGUCAUGGUUAUGUUGCUUGCCGAGAUGCCCCAAGAUCUGCAACUCCUACAAGACUGCCUGUGUUCAGCACAAUCACUAGAUCAGGGUCUGUGCGGAGACCCCUGGUGGAAUCUUUCACAAGUGAAGAUUCGGACCAUCAUUCCUCCUGUGAUAACAGAAGGAAUGUAGUUGAAGUAGUGGAUAGAGGCAUAAAAGGUGAACACAAACUAAACUUGCACAAUGAGCAUGCAUAUUCAUUUAAUGACCACAUCUCUUUAGUGCCAAAGAUAAACUUUACAGACAUUAACCCAUUUCAAGCUUUAAAUGGGGAAAGUGGAAUACCAGAAAAUAGGAAUUUACCUUCCGGGGGUCUUAGUAGCAUCAAAAGAACUAGAGAUCGGCCAUACAGAAAGAUUGACCAUAACAAUGUGCAGAAAGAAAAUGAAAAACCUGAAGAAAUUGAAAGUUUACACCAUUUGUAUAACAAUUCCAGACUACUGGAACAUAGAAGAAAAAAAGUUCAGAAUGAGAUUAGAACAUAUAUUGAUGCGCAGAAACGUGAUCGUAACCAUGACAUACAUAAUGGUGAUCUAGGGAUUAAAGAUAAGUUUAGUGAUUUAAAUCACUUCUUUGCUAGAAGGAAAUUGGAAGAGGAGGAAUAUUUCUUCUUCACUGGAAAUGGACAACAUGUUUCCAAAAUGCCCAAAUCUCCUCUGCUAAAAGCUCAGGAAAAGCUGAUAAUGCCAGUAUCUCCUGUGCUGAGUUGGGAGGCUACAAGUCUGUUACAGGCCAAUGAAGAGAGUAGUUGUAACAGGGAGAUAUUUGAACCAAUGGACAUAGAUACAAAAGGAGCAGAAGCAGUGAAUCUGCUGCAGCAGAAUGAUCUAAUAAAGGACAGAUCUGUGCAACAGACAUAUGUUCAUCCUGAUGGACAGGAAACAGAUUAUGACACAACUUUAGACUGGUUUAACAGACAGAGUAGAAGCAACAGUCAGUGUUCACAUUGUUCUCAAGGUUCUGCAGACACUAUCUCCCAUGUUCAGGUAAUAUUUCCUCUUUACACGACUACAUUUACCAACACCAAUUAAUAGAUCAAUAAUCUC